CGUGAAUCGCUGCGCACGCUGAGGGGUCGUUGUCAGAGUGGGUUCCGGCGGCGCGGCCUGUGCUCGCGGCCAUGUGGGCUCUCGCUAUGUUCCUGCUGCUGGUGACGGCGUUCUUGUGGAUUCGGAGGCCGCAGAGACCACCUAACUUCCCGCCGGGCCCUCCAACAUUUCUCAUCUUUGGCAAUAUUUGGACGGUGAUUGACUGGAUUCGGGGCCAGUUUCUUGCGAGCAUGAGCCAUUGUCAGCACGAGUUUGGAGAUAUUCUUGGCUUCGUGCUUCCUACGGGUGACAAGAUUGUGCACAUUCGCAAGUUCGAAGACAUCAAAGAGGCCUGCGCGAUGCACGAGCUGUCUGGAAGACCGAACAACUUUGCUCUGCUAGUCCGCAGCUUCCAACAAAAGCUGGGUGUCGUAAUGAACGAAGGCCCUUCCUGGGUAGAGCACAGGCGCUUUGCUUUAAGGCACCUAAGGGAUCUGGGCCUCGGGAAAAACUCCAUGGAGUCGACAGUUUUGAACGAAUUCGAAGAGCUCUCCCAGGAGAUGACACGUGACAUUGACUCACCGAUGAAAGUUAACUUCCGCUUUAACUUGACGGUGCUGAACAUACUCUGGAGACUGGUCGCCGACAAGCGGCUGGAGAGUAGUGAUCCCAAGGCCCAACACUACAUCGCGGCGGUCAACGACUUAGUCACUACCAUCGGUCCGGGUAACCCGAUGAACCUGGCGCCGUGGCUGCGUCACAUCGCCCCCGAGUGGAGCGGCUACGGGCCGCUGAUCCGACAUCGCGAUACUACGAUCGGCAUGUUCCACGAGGUGGUCCACGAGCAUCGGCAGACGCUGGACCGCUCCAGCCCCCGCGACUUCGUCGACCAGUUCCUGCUGGAGAUGGAGAAGCCAGACGCUGAGGCUCGCCUCUUCACCGAACGCAACCUGUCCAUCAUCGGCAUGGACUUCUUCGUCGCCGGCAUGGAGACGACGUCCACCUCUCUGAGCUGGGCGUUGCUCUUCAUGGUCAAGUAUCCGGAGUUGCAGAAUCGCGUACAGCGCGAGAUCGACGCUGUUCUCGGCGCAAGUCCGCCGACCUACGGCGACCGCAUGCGCAUGCCGUACACUGAGAGCACCACGGUGAUCAUGGACUUGGACAUGGUGCACAUGGACCCGGCGUACUGGGGUGACCCGGAGGCGUUCAGGCCCGACCGGUUCCUGCACGCGGACGGCAGCGUGCGCCGUGAUGAGCGGCUCAUCCCGUUCGGCAUCGGGAAGAGGUUCUGCCUGGGAGAGACGCUGGCGCGCAUGGAGAUGUUCAUGCUCUUCACCUGCCUGCUGCAGCGUUUCAGCUUUACUGCCGUCCCAGGGCAGCAACUCCCGCUGGAGACCAGCUUCACGGUCGUGCAGCAGCCUCCCGAGUUCUUUGUGACCUACAAGCCGCGUGAUUAG
Molecule: messenger RNA, 1436 nt
Organism: Pollicipes pollicipes
Lineage: Eukaryota; Metazoa; Arthropoda; Thecostraca; Pollicipedomorpha; Pollicipedidae
Product: methyl farnesoate epoxidase
Exons: 3
Coding region: 72-1436 (454 amino acids)
Biological process (GO): xenobiotic metabolic process
Cellular component (GO): intracellular membrane-bounded organelle; cytoplasm
Molecular function (GO): steroid hydroxylase activity; oxidoreductase activity, acting on paired donors, with incorporation or reduction of molecular oxygen, reduced flavin or flavoprotein as one donor, and incorporation of one atom of oxygen; heme binding
Source: RefSeq, a predicted model, not a curated record